Messenger RNA from Haliotis rufescens (red abalone), 1644 nucleotides. RefSeq lists its product as uncharacterized. The record is from RefSeq and is a predicted model, not a curated record. The transcript has a single exon. Gene Ontology annotation, biological process: DNA replication. The coding region runs from base 1 to 1644 and encodes 547 amino acids. NCBI's taxonomy places the organism in Eukaryota, Metazoa, Mollusca, Gastropoda, Lepetellida, Haliotidae. Gene Ontology annotation, molecular function: nucleotide binding; DNA-directed DNA polymerase activity; DNA binding.
AUGGAAACGGACCCCCAUCUGCACCUCCAGCACGCCAGGAAUGGAGGUGAACAAGAGUUCAGGUGUGGAGAGGGCCACCAUCGGUACAGCGUGGAUGGCUACGAUCCAGCGACAGGCACUGUCUACGAAUUCCUGGGCUGUUUCUGGCAUGGGUGCCAGGCCUGUCACAAGACCCGAUGUGGAGAAUCGCAUCCCGUCCUGGGCACGUCGUUGGGAGCCCGUUUCACCGACACCCGCUACCGCCUGAGUCUCUUGAGUCAACACCCUGAGGUGAAACGGAUCGUCACCCUGUGGGAGCACGAGUUUACGAAAAUGCAACGGGAGGACGCCGCUCUGCGUGCUUUCUUGCAGGGACCCCGCUGUAUCCACGUCCCCGGGCCGCUCAACCCUCGCGACGCCUUCUAUGGAGGACGCACCAAUGCGACGCGAUUAUGCUACGAAGCCCAAGAAGGUGAAACCAUCAAGUACAUUGAUAUUUGUUCCCUUUACCCCUACAUUUGUAAGACCGGAGCGUUUCCCACGGGACACCCGACCCUUCUCCAUCAACCCCCUGUGGACACGUUGUUUGAACUGAAAGGCCUGAUCCAAUGCCGUGUCCUACCCCCGAAACGACUCUACCAUCCGCUACUGCCUUACAGAUCGGGUGGCAAACUGCUCUGUCCUUUGUGCCGUACGUGUGCCGAUACCCGGUCAGACUCCCCCUGCCAGCACACGGACGAAGAGAGGUCAUGGGUGGGGACGUACGCCACCGUAGAACUUCAGGAAGCCGUGAAGAAGUAUGACUACCGGGUGCUUCAGAUCUACGACGUUUGGCAUUUUGACACCUUUGCACAGCAUGACCCCGACACCCAACAAGUGGGACUCUUUGACACUUACAUCGAUCGACAUUUCAAGGAGAAGCUCGAAGCCAGUGGAUACCCCGAAGGAUGUACGGAUCACGACGCUUACAUCCAGGAAAUCUACGACAAAGAAGGCAUUGUGUUGGACAAGGAUCGCAUCGAAAAAAAUCCAGGACUUCGCACGAUUGCCAAGAUGCAACUGAAUUCGCUCUGGGGCAAGUUUGGACAACGGGUAGACUACAGUCAGAACCUCUAUAUCAGCGAUCCUGUACAGUACUUUGCCUUGUGGAGGGAUGAACGCAAUACCAUCGAGGAUGUGACCGUUGUCAACGAACACAUGGUGGAAGUGACCUUUACCCAUCGGAAAGAAUACCAAACCCCUCAUUCUCAUUUCAACGUCGCCAUAGCCGCUUGGGUCACCGCCCAAGCACGUCUCAAGCUGUACGAGACCCUUGCCCUGGUGGGCCGCAGGGUCUUGUAUUUUGACACGGACAGCGUCAUUUACAUUCAUCGACCCCACGACGCGAAUCCAGAGCUGGGUCAUUCGUUGGGUGAGUUUACGGAUGAACUGGACGGAAACACCAUCAAGAUGUUUGUGUCGGGAAGCCCCAAAAACUAUGGCUACGAGUUAAUGAACCCCAGACCCGAUGGAACGCGCACAUCCUGCAAAGUGCGAGGGUUCACUUUGAAUUACCGAAACCAACACCGUCUCAACUUUGACACCAUGAAAGGACUGAUACUGGGACAACGGCCUGGGAAAGAGGGGGAGAAAAUCAGUUUGGAUUACCCUCAUCAGAUCAUUUGA